Parasteatoda tepidariorum (common house spider) is the source of this 858-nucleotide messenger RNA. RefSeq lists its product as uncharacterized. The record is from RefSeq and is a predicted model, not a curated record. Gene Ontology annotation, molecular function: DNA helicase activity. Lineage: Eukaryota; Metazoa; Arthropoda; Arachnida; Araneae; Theridiidae. Gene Ontology annotation, biological process: DNA repair; telomere maintenance.
AUGGCUGAAGUCUUGAGAAAAUGUAAAAUUAUUAUCUGGGAUGAAUGUACAAUGGCCCACAAGCAUUCGCUUGAAUCUCUCGACAGGUCCCUAAAAGAUAUCAAAGAUAAUACUCGGCUUUUUGGUGGUGCUCUACUGCUGCUGUCAGGUGAUUUCAGACAAACAUUACCCGUCAUUCCACGUGCGACAUAUGCGGACGAAAUAAACGUAUGUUUGAAAGAAUCUUAUCUGUGGCGAAGUGUCAGUAAAUUAUGCCUUACUCUUAAUAUGCGUGUUCAACCUCAAAAUGAUCCAUUUGCGUCAAGAUUCUCUGAACAACUGUUAGACAUUGGCAAUGGUAAAAUUCAAUUGUAUGAAGAUACACAAUAUAUUCGACUCCCACAGAAUUUUUGCAACAUGGUGCCUACCAAAGAGGAGUUAAUAAAAAGUAUCUUUCCAGAUUUGCCACAUAAUUAUACUAAUCAUGCAUGGCUGCGUGAGCGAGCUAUUUUAACCGCAAAAAAUUUAGAUGUUGACGCAAUCAAUUUUAGAGUACAACAAUCAUUGCCUGGUAGUGAAAUUACAUUCAAAUCGAUUGACACUGUUGUUGAUCCUGAUGAAGUUGUCAACUAUCCUGCCGAGUUUUUAAAUUCACUGGAUUUACCUGGAAUGCCACCCUAUAAUUUGAGAUUGAAGAUUGGAUGCUUGGAUGUAGAGAUCCUGAGGAAUCAGUACUCAGAGCAGCCUCCUCUGGCACCAAUGGCAACAGUUAUUCUCCUGGGCAUCGAGUCGACCAGAGAUUGGAUAGCAUGGACGGGUACAGCAUUCCAUGCAGCUUCGACAUUAUGCCGCAAUUUAUCGACAGUAGUGAUUGACUGA